UAUGGAAAAGCCGAGGGACUCGGCCGAAAAGUGCAGCGCCCAUCGCCGUGCCGUCUCCUUCGUCUUCCUUCCCCUCUCCGGUGGUGGCUCCGUGGUCUUCCUCGCGUAGCCUGCCUCUCUCUCUCUUCUGGUAAUCAGGUUGGCAUUUUCAUCUAUUUUAUCCAUAGCUCAUUGGGCUCAUGGAUGGGAACAAGGACGAAGCCUUGAGAUCUAUCGAGCUUGCAAAAUCUGCAUUUGCAUCUGGGGAUAGGCAGCGCGCAGAAAAAUUAGUCAGAAUUGCUCAAAGAUUGGACCCUAGUGUUCCACUUGAUGAUUUGUUGAGCCCAGCUGAGAAGUUUGAUAUCCUGAAUGGUGCUAGUUGCCAAGGCAAAACAGGAAGAGGCCAAGCUUGUGAACACCCCAAAACACCAAAAGAAUCAGUUGGUCAUGUUAAUGUUGAUCAGGUCUACACUGAGGAGAAUAUUAGAGCGGUUCAGGAUAUCAGGAAGAAGAAGGAUUAUUAUGCAGUUCUUGGAGUAGAGAGGAGAUGCACUGUGGAGGAAAUUAGGAAGGCCUACAGGAGAUUAUCACUGAAGGUUCAUCCUGACAAGAAUAAGGCUCCUGGGGCAGAGGAUGCUUUCAAGUUGGUAAGCAAGGCAUUCAAGUGCCUAAGCAAUGAUCAGUCGCGGAAGACUUAUGAUCAAACAGGAACCAUUGAGGACCAUGAGUUUAAUGAGCAAUAUCCCAAUGCCAUGAGGCGGGGAAUGGCCAGGCGGAGGACGCAAGCAAGAAGUGGCUUCUAUAACUACGAGGAAGAUUUUGAUCCAGAUGAGAUAUUCAGGUCCUUCUUUUAUGGCACCCAUGAUAAUUUGUUUCGUGCCCAGAAUACCUACAGAGCAAGGGGAACAGUUAGGCAACAGCAACAGAGAAGGGAGCAUACAGUGCAGGGUGGUUCUGGCAUAAACCUAACAGUGUUAGUGCACCUUGCAGUGGUAUUGAUUAUUGUUUCACUUGCAUUCAUUCCGGUGCAGCAGCCUGAGUAUUCCCUGCAGAAGACAUAUUACUUCCCCAUAUCAAAGGUCACUCAAAAGCAUGGGGUGGAGUACUUUGUCAGCAAACAAGAUUUUGAUCAGAAGUUUCCACAGGGGAGUCAAUCUAGAGAGAUUCUUGAGCAGUAUGUUUUUAAGGACUAUAAGAGUCUGCUUGGAAGAUAUUGCCAUGUCGAACGUCAACGGCGUCAAUGGGCUAAGGACUACCCUACCCCUAACUGUGACAAGCUAAGGAACCUAUCUGUAGCAUAAAUUGUGCAUAUGUGAUUAGUUUGGUCUCUCAUUUUCAUCCUUGGAAGAAUAUCACUCAUCUUCGCAGGUAAUAUCCAUUAUUUUUCCUGAACACAAUUCAAAUAAGGUGGUUGUUGUGUGUUCUCAUGUGUAAAUCCAAGUAAAUAUUUCUGAGUUUUCUCAUAGCCUCAAAGUAUAGCCAGGACUUAUACAGAAGGUAAGCUACCUGUUGGUUCUUAUUAUGAUGCUUGAACUCUUAGGGAAAGAGUAGUACAAUUGUACAGAUAUUGUUUGAGUAGAGCUCAGGCUGGUUGCUUUGACUGCCUAGAUUCUAGGAAGCAUAAUGCUGAUGUAGACUAGGUGGAACAGUAUUAAAACCUGAGCAGUUAAUUUGAUCUAAUAGUUCCUCUAUAUCAUUACACAACUUAUAUGUGUGAGUGUGAUUGUCAUUUCAUGGAGAAGUUGAUUGAUCUGUUCAGUUGAUAUUAUGUCAAGUAACUUAACUAAAGUUUGGUCUCUCCCUGUCUGGAAUAUGUCUCACAUAGGUCUUGUUUUCCUGCACCUCUGUUGGAUGAUGCAGGCGUAGCAUGGCAAUCUUUUCGAUAGAAAAAAGAGCUGUAUGGUUUCUAGUCCAUCUGUUUGUGAGACGACACAAGGCCGAUACCUGGAAAAUGGUGCUACCUGUUGUUAUGAUAUUCGACUGGUAUAUGUUCGGGCAAUUUACACGACUCGUGAAGCAGUAAGCCAGAGCAUACAGGCCUUCUUUAAUUACUACAUGAAGAGAUACGGUGGCUGGCGACCAGCUGAUUGAAGUUCCGCUGUGCGUGUUCAUGCUGAUGCAGCCCAAAAUAUUCGUCUGAAUCAAUUACCACCUGGCACUUGCCUCCAGAUGCUGAACUUGUUAAUGGAUGUGAAUUCUUGUCCAAAUAUCUACCCUGAAAGGUGGUUAACAAACUUGUGAUUGGCAUUAAAACCACCAUCAUGCGUGCCUCCACUUUACUGUAGAGUAAACCCCUUUAAAGGCAAAUGGAAACGUGGAAUACUUGUCAUACUUUUAUGCGAGGUCCAAACCUCUCUAAUAAUUGUUCCCUUGCCACAUAUUUUUUA
Messenger RNA from Panicum hallii, 2366 nucleotides. Its product is annotated as chaperone protein dnaJ 49-like. Gene Ontology annotation, biological process: cellular response to misfolded protein. Gene Ontology annotation, cellular component: endoplasmic reticulum membrane. Gene Ontology annotation, molecular function: Hsp70 protein binding. The transcript is spliced from 2 exons. Bases 180 to 1280 code for a protein of 366 amino acids. Lineage: Eukaryota; Viridiplantae; Streptophyta; Magnoliopsida; Poales; Poaceae. The record is from RefSeq and is a predicted model, not a curated record.